Messenger RNA from Lactuca sativa (garden lettuce), 1084 nucleotides. Its product is annotated as protein LIGHT-DEPENDENT SHORT HYPOCOTYLS 2. Gene Ontology annotation, biological process: response to light stimulus; mRNA transcription. The record is from RefSeq and is a predicted model, not a curated record. Gene Ontology annotation, cellular component: nucleus. Lineage: Eukaryota; Viridiplantae; Streptophyta; Magnoliopsida; Asterales; Asteraceae.
ACUUAUGGAUCUUUACCCAGCAGCCACCAACACCUUUCCCUUUCUUGCAAAAUGUUCCUCUUCUCUCAUUUUCUACAACAAAUAUUCUUACCAUUCAUGCUCAUUCCAUUGUGUCUAGAGAAUAACAUCGUCUUUUUGGCUUAAUACAUCAACUUGUUUCUCUUAGAUCAACCGCCCCACUGUGUGUGUGUGCUUACAUUUGUGCAGGAUUGAGAGAGAAGCCACUACAGUAAAAGAAAACCCUAGAAAAAAAAAAGAGAGCAAGAAACAAGUAGAUUGUAACAAGAUCAUAUGGAUCUGUGAGUUGAAAUUAACAUCUAUGGACUCGACAAAUAGCUCGUCAUCUUCAUCUUCUCCGAGCCGGUAUGAGAGCCAGAAGCGUCGCGACUGGGACACAUUUGGGCAGUAUCUAAGAAACAACAAGCCACCACUUUCUUUCACUCACUUCAACCCUAGUCAUGUUCUUGAAUUCCUACACUAUCUUGAUCAGUUUGGAAAGACUAAAAUCCACAUCUUAACAUGCCCUUACUUCGGAGUACCAAACCCACCGACAGCAUGCCCUUGUCCCUUUCGGCAGGCCUGGGGGAGCCUUGACGCGCUUGUUGGACGUCUCCGCGCAGCUUACGAUGAGCAUGGAGGGAACCCGGAGACAAAUCCAUUUGGUGCGCCGGAAGUGAGGAGGUUUUUAAGGGAGGUUCGUGACUUUCAGGCCAAGUCAAGGGGUAUCAGCUAUGAGAAGAAGAGGAAACGACCUAAGCAGCAGCAACAGCAACAGCAAGAAGAUCAACAGGAGCAGGCAUAGCUAGCUAGCUAGCUGGCCUUUUGUUAACGAUCAAGAAGUGAGGAACCCUAAAAAGACAAAAGGUCUGUAAUGUGAACGGUGCAGAUUAAUUUGUUGACACAUAUGUGACUGAAUAUUUGUUCUUCUUUGUUUGGAAAUCACUGUUUAUGUUCUUCAUCUUCAUGAAAAUUGAAUAGGUUAAUUUUCUUAGUAACUAAUAUGUAACUAGCUAUAAGUUGUUUCCAGUAAUAAUCCCUUAUGAAUUGAUUGUGCAAUUUAUAAUAUAAAGAAUCUUUGUACCAA